CAGGUGCUAAAUUCACUAUACCGGUGCCUAGGUAAGGUACCUAUCUAACCCCACCAAAGCAGCCAGCGAGCACCUGUACUAUGUAGCCCCGCGAGGCUGAGGCGCCCCGUUGAAAUUUCCAAAACCUCUUAUUAAACACAGCUCACGUCACAACCCUUGUAGUACCACGCUUCGAGAAUCCCUCGCGAACAGUCAGUCAAUUCCAGGAUGGCCACACAGAGCUCCCUCACGCUCUCGAGCGCCACCUUCGCCAAGCUAUCCCCGCAUCCAUAUCUCCUCGCAAACCUCCAGCCUUCAGACACUAGCACGCCAUCAUCCCGCACAAACGGCCGCCAGCCAACGCAAGCCAGACCACCCGCCAUCAACACUUCUUCCCUCACACAUGCCCAUGGAAGCGCGGUAGUGCGCACGGGCGACACAACCGUCAUAUGUGGCGUACGAGGCGAGACCUUGACAACAUCGCAAAUUCCAAACUAUCGGUCCUCGCCCUCCAGCACGGCAAGCGGCGCAGACGAGCUCCGCGACUACGAUCUCCUCGUGCCCAACAUCGAGCUAGCCACAGGCUGUGCGCCGAACUUUCUCCCAGGCGUACCCCCCACAACUUUAGCACAGACACUGAGCACACGCGUCUAUUCGCUCCUGCACAACUCCGGUGUUCUGAACGCCGAAGAUCUGCGGAUAUAUCACGAGCGGAACGACGAUGACGCAGCGGGAGAAGGGAAUGACGAUGACGAGAGCAUGCAAGAUGCCACGGACGGAGAAGAUAUAGACGCCCCCGCGCGGAAAGUCAUGGCCUACUGGGUGUUGUACAUCGACCUCCUCUUCAUCUCGCUUGACGGAAACCCGUUCGACGCCGCCUGGGCAGCCGUGCUCGCGGCGCUGCGUGACACGAAGCUACCACGCGCGCGCUGGGAUGCUGAUCGCGAAAUAGUCCUGUGCUCGCGCAGCGAAGCCCCCCUCCCACUCUCCGUGUCCGGACUUCCCGUGGCGUGCACCACGGCGGUAUUCACGGCCAAGGAGCGACUGAAGCAAUUCCAAAGCCGGAAUACGGGCGGCGAGAAGGGUGCGUUCUGGAUCUUGGUUGACCCGGACCGGUUCGAGGAGUCCCUGUGCGACGAGACUGUGACGGUCGUGGUGGAUUGCUCUGCCGAAGGCGAGGACACCAAGAUCUUGGGUAUAUCGAAGAGUGGCGGCACCGUCGUCGGAGCUGACGUUCUAGGGAGAUUUGUGCAGGUUGCUGAAGGUAGAUGGCGGGAGUUCAGGAAUGCGCUUACUUGACGCGUUUUGCAUACAUUUGCAUAUAAUGAAGAUAGAUGUAAUGAGAAAUAAUGAUACCCAUUUUGCUCAUUUCUUUCCUAUAACUAUACUAGCUGCUUUUCUCCCUAUUAAAGUACGCAAUGCUCUUACUUACUUCUCAGCAC
Xylaria bambusicola is the source of this 1421-nucleotide messenger RNA. RefSeq names its product exosome complex exonuclease RRP43. Gene Ontology annotation, cellular component: cytoplasmic exosome (RNase complex); nuclear exosome (RNase complex). The record is from RefSeq and is a predicted model, not a curated record. Lineage: Eukaryota; Fungi; Ascomycota; Sordariomycetes; Xylariales; Xylariaceae. The transcript has a single exon. Gene Ontology annotation, biological process: U4 snRNA 3'-end processing; nuclear mRNA surveillance; TRAMP-dependent tRNA surveillance pathway. The coding region runs from base 208 to 1278 and encodes 356 amino acids.